Sodiomyces alkalinus F11 is the source of this 1629-nucleotide messenger RNA. RefSeq names its product D-lactate dehydrogenase. Gene Ontology annotation, molecular function: FAD binding; catalytic activity. The record is from RefSeq and is a predicted model, not a curated record. Lineage: Eukaryota; Fungi; Ascomycota; Sordariomycetes; Glomerellales; Plectosphaerellaceae. Gene Ontology annotation, cellular component: mitochondrion. The coding region runs from base 1 to 1629 and encodes 542 amino acids. The transcript has 3 exons.
AUGGCUCCUCGUCCAACGGCGCUACUGUCAGCUCUCAGAGCAGUCCGCCGACCAAGACUGCCCUUCUCCCCACAAAACCUGGCAUCGCUGCGCCUCUUUACCACCACCAUCGGUCGACGAGCCCCCGAUUUAAGUGCCGAUGCGAAGAAGAUUAAGCUCACUUCCGCCUCCUAUCCAGACCUACAGCGGGACCCGAGAUUCACUCAGCUCACGGAGCGCCACGUCGCCCACUUCAAGAAGCUCCUCGGAGAGGCCGGAGUCAUUGACGGCGUCACGAGAGACGCGACAGAUGACAUCCAGCCGUUCAAUGAAGACUGGAUGCGCAAGUACCGUGGCGAGAGCCGGCUCGUCCUCAAGCCUGCUUCCACCGAGGAGGUGAGCGAAGUCCUGAAAUACUGCAACGAAGAAAAGCUCGCGGUUGUCCCGCAAGGCGGCAACACCGGUCUCGUCGGCGGCUCGGUCCCCGUGUUCGAUGAGGUCAUCAUCAACAUGAGCCGGAUGAAUCGCAUUCAUUCCUUUGACGAGGUUAGCGGAACCCUCGUCGUCGACGCGGGCGUCAUCCUGGAAGUUGCGGAUCAGUACCUCGUCGAGCGAGGGUACAUUUUCCCGCUUGACCUUGGUGCGAAGGGCUCGUGCCAGAUUGGCGGUAACGUUGCCACGAAUGCCGGUGGCUUGCGCUUGCUGAGGUAUGGAAGCCUGCACGGCAACGUCCUGGGCCUCGAAGCGGUCUUGCCCGACGGAACCGUCGUGGACGACCUCUGCAUGCUGCGCAAGAACAACACGGGCUAUGACCUCAAGCAACUUUUCAUCGGCGCCGAGGGCUCUCUCGGCAUCAUCACCAAGGUUUCCGUGAUAUGUCCCCAACGCUCCAGCGCUGUCAACGUCGCCUUCUUCGGCCUCGAGUCCUUCGACAAGGUCCAGCAGGCCUUCCGAGCGGCCAAGGGCCAGCUUUCCGAGAUUCUCUCCGCCUUUGAGCUCAUGGACGCAACCAGCCAACGGCUCGUUCACGACGUGAGGCAAACCCAGAAGCCAUUGGAAGGCGAUCAUCCCUUCUACUGCCUCAUCGAAACCAGCGGUUCGAACGGCGAUCACGACUACGAAAAGCUCGAAUCGUUUUUGGAGGACGUCAUGUCCAGGGAAAUUGUGUCCGACGGCGUCCUGGCGCAAGACGCUACACAAGCCAAGUCCCUUUGGUCCUGGCGGGAGGGUAUUCCCGAGUGCCUUGGUCACUGGGGAGGCACCUACAAGUACGACGUGUCUAUCCCCCUGAGCGACCUAUACAAGCUCGUCGAAGAGACCCAGGCGCGAAUGGAAGAGGCCGGUCUGGUGGGCAACGAUGACAGUUACCCCGUUGUGGGCGUCGUUGGGUACGGACACAUGGGCGAUUCCAACCUCCAUCUCAACGUGGCUGUCCGGCGGUACGACCCAAGCAUCGAGCAAGUUCUGGAGCCAUUCGUAUACGAGUGGAUUCAAUCGAGAAAUGGCAGCAUCAGCGCGGAACAUGGCCUCGGUCUCGCAAAGAAGAAGUUUAUCGGCUACAGCCGGUCAGAAACCAUGGUUGGCCUAAUGAAGAAUAUCAAGGAUCUUUACGAUCCCAACGGUAUCAUGAACCCCUACAAAUACAUUUAA